GCAGUCUUGGAUCUGAUCGGUCUUAUUGUAUGCAGCAGCCUCCUGGAAGUUGAAACCCUAACUAGUUGACACCUCUCAGUUCUCAUCCCUGCCUGUGUGUUAGGAGAGAAAGACAGAGAGACUAUUAUUCCUAGGCUUAUAUAUGGGAGGGGUAUUUAGUUCUGGAAGUAAGAAAACACCAGAGGAAUUACAAAUGACUUUAGCAAAAGCAAAAGAAAUUGUUUCUUCAACUCCAGUGGUUGUCUUCAGCAAGACAUACUGUGGGUUUUGCACUAGUGUUAAGAAGUUGUUGACACAGCUCGGAGCAGCUUUUAAGGUCAUCGAAUUGAACCAGGAGAGUGAUGGGGAUGAUAUCCAAGCGGCACUACUGGAGUGGACUGGACAAAGGACUGUUCCUAAUGUAUUCAUCGGAGGAAAACAUGUCGGCGGCUGCGACAGUGUUACUGGUCUGCAUCAGAAAGGUAAACUGGUGAAUAUGCUCACUGAAGCUGGGGCUAUCGGAAACAACUCUUCCCAGCUGUAAUCAAUAACUAAUGCUGGCAGUCAGCAGAGGAUGCUGUAUAUCAGAACAACAAGAAGUUUAAUGGAUGUGUGUUUUCUCUAGUGUGGUGUUUAUACUUAUGGUUACUAAAUAAAAGAAAUUCUGAGUUUCUUUCUCUUCAUAAGACGGUUUCUAGUUCAUUUUGUGAUUAUCACCCAACCUUCUUGUUAAUGAAGGAAAUGAAACAAACAAACAUGUUGGAAUCACUCAUAGGUAUGAAAGAGUAGAUGUAUUUUACUUAUUUGAUAAAGAAUGGAGUACAAUCGAAAUAUUAUUAUUUCUUCCUCUACAUUUAUGAAACAAAAAUCAAAUGUAAAAGAGAAUGAUGAAAAAAAUAAAGAAUUGUGUCCCAAA
Messenger RNA from Papaver somniferum (opium poppy), 895 nucleotides. Its product is annotated as glutaredoxin-like. Gene Ontology annotation, biological process: cellular response to oxidative stress. Lineage: Eukaryota; Viridiplantae; Streptophyta; Magnoliopsida; Ranunculales; Papaveraceae. The record is from RefSeq and is a predicted model, not a curated record. Gene Ontology annotation, molecular function: glutathione disulfide oxidoreductase activity. Gene Ontology annotation, cellular component: cytoplasm. The transcript has 4 exons. Bases 143 to 523 code for a protein of 126 amino acids.